Messenger RNA from Eremomyces bilateralis CBS 781.70, 1743 nucleotides. RefSeq lists its product as uncharacterized. The record is from RefSeq and is a predicted model, not a curated record. The transcript has 2 exons. Gene Ontology annotation, molecular function: DNA-binding transcription factor activity, RNA polymerase II-specific; zinc ion binding. Bases 169 to 1743 code for a protein of 524 amino acids. NCBI's taxonomy places the organism in Eukaryota, Fungi, Ascomycota, Dothideomycetes, Eremomycetales, Eremomycetaceae. Gene Ontology annotation, biological process: regulation of DNA-templated transcription.
AACCUAACUGCUCUGAGUUAAUUACUGAGGCGAUCAUACUAUCGUUUACACAAAGUUUUGACGUUUUAAUGCCACCAUGUCAUAGGUGUUUUAUAAAUUCGAUCCCAUUCUCGGUGGGCAUUUACGGAAUGAAGCCUCAGGCCAUCGAAGGGGGACGGCUUGCGCACAAUGGAUGAAUUAACUGCGAAACCGCAUCGCGUUGCGCGCGCAUGUAACGCCUGCAAGCUUCGUAAAGUUAAAUGCAAUGGAGACGUAGAGAGAUGCCAACAAUGCUCUCAUCUGAACCUCAAAUGCAUAUACUCCGACAUCAAAGCAAAGCCGCGAUCAAAGACUCUGCGAAGGGGCAGUGUGAUCAGCGCAUACAAGCAAGAGACCAGCAUCCAACAAACGUCCCCUUCAUUACAGCCGGCUACCUCUACCAUUCUGAAAGCAGCGUCGGCGAGUCCGGUUAGUCCUGCAUCGGCUGCAUUCACACCAUCGACUGUGCCAUCAACUUCAUCCUCGGACCCUUCAGCCCAUUCUCCUUCGACGCAUUCACAAACCGCAGUCGCUCCAUUAGCACCAUGUACACAAUGGGACACCCCCUUCUUCUUCGGUCUGGUCCCCGACUACCUGACCGCAGUAUAUCCUGUCCAUCCAAUAUUGUCGGAACCUGAAGUGCGGGAUACAAUCGCGAAGAUGAGCACAAGUCGUGAAUAUGCUGCAUUCUGUCAUGCGUAUGCUGCUGUCACAAUCAAUCUUGCUCAAAGAUCUCCUUUGGACGAGUCUCCGGCCGUGUCAGAGAGGAUUGUUGCUCUGGUUAACCAUGCUAUCAGGAUCAAACCUCCAAUGGAACUGGACCAUCAUGCAACAGUCCACAAGGUACUCACGUGCAUUUUCUUGGAGAUCUGCCUCCUAAGUGUUCAGAAGAUGGACCUUGCAUUCUUCUACCAGCGAGAAGCCGCAACGCUGUUACAUAUGAUGCGCAUUGAGAAUGAUGAUAUUGUGGCGAAAAUGAGUUUGUCAGAAAGAGCAAGGAAACAAAGAUUGUAUUGGGAGGUCUUUAUCCACGAACGAUUCAUAGCAAUAGUUGACUACCGUCCCACGGUGCUCACCGAGCUUCGGAAUCUUCCAGAAUAUGAUAGCUCUCUACCUCAGGGUGUAAAUGAAGGCUUCAUUCAAAUCAUCAAGAUAUUCCGGCUCUUGGAUUCCGACUUCCUCCGAUACUGGCAAGACUCGCGCUCCAUCGUCAAUGGAGUAUGGUUUGACCAAAAGCACCGGGAGUUGGAUGACGACUUGCGCGAUUCCGAACGCGAUAGCCAUGUUCUCAGUCCAAUGCAGCAAGCCGACCUCAUAAUUACGCGACAGUGGCUUAGAACCCUAUUGUGGCAGUUAGCCAUGAGCAAAUGUUUGCUCAGUCUUUCCCCGGAGCCUUCCCGAAGCUAUAUGAGCCUAGAAAUGCCAGUGAUGCUCAGUCAACAGCUGCGCAUAUUCGUGUCCAGCAUGGAUCCCAAGGCCAUCGGUAUUCACGGCACGGGAAUAUUCCGCAAGCUAUUCGAGAUCUGCGAUACAAUUGCGGACGUGAUUAUCCAUGUCCCUGCCCCGACGCAUCAGGAGUCCGACCAAAGACUCGAUGACUUCCUCUUUCUCACUCGGUUUCUGUUUACCUUCCCGAACACCAAGCCAAUUCAAAGACAAAUCUUGCAAAGGAAAUUGGACACAUUGAAGGAAUUACACCCUAAGUGCAUAUAUCCUCCUCCUUGA